Molecule: messenger RNA, 255 nt
Organism: Colletotrichum spaethianum
Lineage: Eukaryota; Fungi; Ascomycota; Sordariomycetes; Glomerellales; Glomerellaceae
Exons: 2
Coding region: 1-255 (84 amino acids)
Source: RefSeq, a predicted model, not a curated record
AUGCACCCUCGUGACCGCUUUUCGCCAGGCGGAGGCGAACAGGCUGCCACCGCGCUCGAGACCAAUCUGACAAACCUCGAGAGUAGACUCGACGCGCUGCUUGCCGCUUUCGAAGCCAACGAGAAAUCCAAGCAGAACGGCGCCGCGGCACCGCAGGACAAGGACUUGAAGAGGCAGGACGGGACGACCCACUGUGGAACCUCUAACGGAGAGAAGGACGGCUCUGGGUCUAACGAGGCGGCGAAGAAACCGUAA